AUGGUUGAUCUUAUCCUUGCUGAUGUUAAAGAAUGGAAUUCAGAUUUAAUUUUCCAUUGGUGGCCGGAUGAUAUUGCUCAAUCAAUUUUAUCUAUGCUCAUCCCUCUUUUUGAGUGUUGCACCAUUCAUAUUUCUUGGUCUCCUCCGGUGAAUUUCUUCUUUAAGAUCAACUUUGAUGGUUCUUCUUCGGGAAGUCAAGGUCUAGUGGGAAUUGGUGGAGUUUGUUGUAACAAUUCUGGCAAAUUUAUUUUUCGCUUUGCAUGUUAUGUUGGUGCAACAUUUGCUUAUGUGGUUGAAGCGCUUGCAACUCCUUUGGCAUUAAAGAUGGCCAAAGAUCAUAACUCCACUCAUGUCAUUCUUGAAGGAGAUUCUCAGCUUGUGGUUGAUCUUAUUGUUGGACGUUUAUCUUCUAUUUCUUGGAGGAUUGCAAAAGACUAA
Molecule: messenger RNA, 438 nt
Organism: Macadamia integrifolia
Lineage: Eukaryota; Viridiplantae; Streptophyta; Magnoliopsida; Proteales; Proteaceae
Exons: 2
Coding region: 1-438 (145 amino acids)
Molecular function (GO): RNA-DNA hybrid ribonuclease activity; nucleic acid binding
Source: RefSeq, a predicted model, not a curated record